UCUUAGCCGUUGCUGCUGCUAGCAACAUGAGUCUGUUUGGAACCCAAAAAUUGUUCGGUGGAACACAAUCUUCUCCAUUCGGCUCAACCCCCUCGACUUCCACAGCACAACCCGGUUUCGGUUUUUCCACUGGCUCAGCUGCUCCUACUUCACUCGGUACGUUUACUUUUGGAACCAGUUCGGCUGCUGGAACGUCGGGGUUAUUUCAGCCAGCUGUCCAGAAAACCACUGCGUCUACGAAUCUGUUUGGCCUAGGAACUGGGACGAGUCCGUUCUCUACUUUCGGUGCUAAUGUCUCGAAACCAGCAACAUCACUGUUCAGCUUCUCUGCCCCGUCAACCCAACAAGCGACCGGGUUCUUUGGUCCGCAGUCCUCCCUCGGAUCAACGCUCAAACCCAUCCAGCCUGUCACCGGAUCGCUUUUUCAAACACCAGGAGUUUUGGGAGGAAACUUGGCUCUUCAGCCACAGCAACAACAACAACAGCAGCAGCAACAACAGCAAAACAGUCUUGAUGCUUUCUUUGCCUCACUUUGCCAACCGCUUCUGUUUGGAGACGAACGAGACGCCAUCAUUGCACGUUGGAACCAACUCCAAGCCAUGUGGGGGACGGGAACUGGUUACAGUGCCCACGGAAUAGCCACCUACACACCUGAUAAUACGUUCGCCCGAUUUAAAGCAGUUGUGUACAAUGCAUUGCCGACAAGCACUGAUGCUGAUGGGCUUGUAUGUAUCUACUUAGCCCGGUCGUUCUCCGAAGUUUUGCCGCAACGGCAGGCACUUCAAGAUACACUGUUCCGUCUUCUCGGUGGCCGUCCGAACUUACAGCUCACAGUCGAAGAGAUUCGGCCGUGUGUGGAUCAGGAGAACCACACUGAAGUCAUAUUGAAGGUGAUCGAGAGACAACCAGCAGGGCAUAUUACAAAUAUUGGAGCCAGUGACCUCGAACGGUAUUUGUCAAGUCCCACCGUUGCUCCCCAACUACAGUCGCAAUUGUGCGCAUACAAACUCACAUCGGAGGUUCGCCCUUCCCCCGCGCAGCUGGCGGCGUAUAAAGAAAACCCGCCGGCUGGUAUUGACCGCCUAAUUUGGCAUCAGGCGUGCAUCGACAAUCCAUUCCCGGAUCGCACCAUUCCAGUCCCCCUAAUUGGGUUUACUGAUUUGCGUCGCCGUAAACUAGAUCAAAUUGCAUUCAGUCGACAGCAGAGUAGCGUAUUGAAGCAAAUUGGUGACCUGGUUGAAGAGCUGAAAACAGGGCAGCUUACUCUCCACCAGAAAAUUGCUCAACUGAAACGAAAGCAGAUCGAAAUCAGUCAUCGUGUGCUCAAGGUGCUUCGACGCCAAGAAGUUCACCGUCGUGCUGGAUUUGCAAUCAGUGCUGAUGAGGAAACUCUUCGGUGCGGUCUGGAACGUAUUUGGACGGAGCUUACUUCGCCGCGUGGCCUUCGUGUUCGCUUCCAAGAAGUUUCGGCUUCUGUGAAGACGAAUUCCGAGAACACAGGCAAUUCGGAUAAGGAGAAUUUUGCCAGUGGAGACCGUGCUGCAGCAUUGUCAUCUUGUGGGAUCGACGAACAACUCAACUGGAAUUUGGAUGCCGAUUCAUGGGCGGAGCUAAAAGAGUAUUUGUUCCAGCGCCAGUCGGGGAUUCGGGAGCUUCAGCAUUUACUGACAGAAAUGUCGGCCACCGUAAAGAUUAUGGAAGAGAACCCAGCACUCACAAAACCCCCAGGAUCCGCAUUACCUUUGUUGCUCCGAUCCACCCCAAACAAAGUCUCUUUUGCUCUUAAUACACGUGCUCGUUGACCGACUGUUGGACUGUUAGAUAUUUUUCACCAAAACGCAUGUCUUUUAUCGGCCUGUUUGUACAAAAGAUGGUAUUUCCACACACUUGUAAUGUUCUCUUAUUUUGCAGUAGAUGUGUUGGAGUUUCAUGUUCAGUUGGCGAGCUUGUGCAACCAGGCACAUGUUCUGUCAUGAGUCGCGUUCUACUGUUAGAUCACGUGAUAUCUC
Messenger RNA from Opisthorchis viverrini, 2009 nucleotides. RefSeq lists its product as hypothetical. The record is from RefSeq and is a predicted model, not a curated record. NCBI's taxonomy places the organism in Eukaryota, Metazoa, Platyhelminthes, Trematoda, Opisthorchiida, Opisthorchiidae. Gene Ontology annotation, molecular function: structural constituent of nuclear pore. Gene Ontology annotation, cellular component: nuclear pore; nuclear pore central transport channel. Gene Ontology annotation, biological process: NLS-bearing protein import into nucleus; nuclear pore organization; protein localization to nuclear inner membrane. The transcript is spliced from 7 exons. The coding region runs from base 27 to 1802 and encodes 591 amino acids.